AAUGGCCUUGGAAGAUAUCCAUAAGACAGUUCUCCGGGAAGAUGUUUGCUUUCUUAAAGAGGAAUUGGAUAUGUCAAACUCAGAUCUCUUAGAUAAACUUUAUCAAGAAUAUGCCAUCAGCAAGGAAGAACAGGAAAUAAUUGAAAAGCAAGACACUCGUCGUCAUCAAAAUGGGAAGUUGAUAUCUUACAUGGAAAGAAAACCGUUAAAAGAUUUUCACAUUUUCAUGUCAGCAGUUCCAGAACAUGUAAAGGAGCGUUUAGAAAAACGGCUUCAAAAAGAAAAACAGCGGUUGCUUGAUCAUACAGAUAUGGAAACUUCGAAAGAAAAUGAAGCAGGGGAUGAAGAUGAAGCAGGGGAUGAAGAUGAAGCAGGGGAUGAAGAUGAAUCAAUGGAUGAAAAAGAAUCAAGGGAGGAAAAUGAAGUAAGGGAUGAAGAUGAGUCAAGGGAUGAAGAUGAAGCAAGGGAUGAAUAUGAAUCAAUUGGUGAAGAUGAAUCAAUGGAUGAAGAUGAAUCAAGGGAGGAAAAUGAAGCAAGGGAUGAAUAUGAAUCAAUUGGUGAAGAUGAAGCAAGGGAUGAAGAUGAAUCAAGGGAUGAAGAUGAAGCAAGGGAUGAAGGUUCUGAUGGUGACUGCACCAGCGAGACUGAGGAGGAAGAGGAAGCUUGUUGCAGUAGAAAGCUGGUGCCAAUACAAAGUUUUAUUUUGGACUCAACGGAAAGACGUGUAGACGUGCAUGUAAUGGUGAUUGGGGAACCGGAAAGGAAGACCUCCACUAAGAUGAAAGCUGUUGUUGCUGAUGAAACGUCUGCGGUGAACCUUUGGAUCUACGAUGACAGUCUUUUCCAACAUUUUAGUGAUCAGGCUUGUAUUGUGUUGCGAAAUGUAAGAUGGAAUGGACGUAUUUUGGAGGCAAAUAAUCGUUCAUCAGCAAAAGUGGCUUCGGUAUUAAAGAUCUCAGAGCACACUAUUACAGAAGCUUUAGGAACAGGACAACCUAUUUCAACAAAGAGAGCAAAUGCAUUACCUGACCGGAAAUUGAUGUGUUUGGAAGGGAAAGUUGUAAAGAAAUCCUUUCUUCUGAUCCGACCGUUUAAUAAGAAAAUAUUGAAUUAUUGUCAAAUUAAGCUGAGAGAUGACAAAGGAUCCGUCGAUGUUGAUGUCUGGGGAGACGCUGCGAAAGCCAUGGAAAGGGGAAUUGUUAUCAAAAUGACAAGCUGUAGAAAGCGGGAACCCCAGAGACCAGACGGACCACCUAUCACCACAACACCAGACACAUUGGUUGAGAAACUGCCUUUAUCAGAACUAAAACAAAAUGAUGUCAACAAAUUGUACAGAAGAGGAACUAUUCAGGCAUUUGAUGUUGACCUAGAUUCAGACAUCAAGCUCGAUUCAGAACCGAACACGAUGACACGAGUUGAUAUCGAUAUGCGCACAAAAGGAGGAAGCCUAGACACAGUCAUGGUGUUUUGGCCCCAGCUGAUCCAACUGUUCAAGUUAUACAACAUGAAAAUUCCAUCAAUCGAUGAUAGUGAAAAUAUCAAGAAGUUGUUGAAGAAACUUCAAGAAAAGGAGAUAAAAUACAAAGCAUGUGGAACUGUGGAAGAAUUCAGACGCUGCUAGAUACGACAGCAGAAGAUAGUUUAGAGGUGCUUACAACCUAUUAUUUCGAGACUCAUUGACAUUUUGUUUUAGACAUUUUGCUUUAGAGUAAUGCACUCGUUCAUGUCCUUAAUGUAUCUUACAACCCCAAAAAUAUCGUAUUUUAACACUGAUGUUCAUCUUUAAAAUUGCCUACGUAAAAUCUCAAACUGACAGCGCAAGCUUUUUUUCUCUACACGUGAUCAAGGUCUGUUUUGCCUCAGAACGCAGUGGUCCUACCAUGACCUACCCCAACAUAGAGCGUCGUUCAUCACAAGACAAAACGUAGUGCCAACGUUGUGGAAACUUUCCCUGAUGAGCACUGGAAAACAUUGUUUAGUAUAAAUAUGUUGGUGUGUUUCCAUUUGUGGAUUGGAAACAAGUUACCACAACUUAGAUGAUCAACAAAUAAGUACAACCACAGCAAAAAAAGUGUAGGUUUCCGUCUUCCGGAAACCUUCCGGAUACCUACCCAUUUUGGAUCCGGCCCAGAA
Molecule: messenger RNA, 2133 nt
Organism: Haliotis rufescens (red abalone)
Lineage: Eukaryota; Metazoa; Mollusca; Gastropoda; Lepetellida; Haliotidae
Exons: 5
Coding region: 2-1621 (539 amino acids)
Biological process (GO): regulation of apoptotic process
Source: RefSeq, a predicted model, not a curated record